Anopheles nili is the source of this 785-nucleotide messenger RNA. RefSeq names its product neuferricin homolog. Gene Ontology annotation, cellular component: membrane; endomembrane system. The coding region runs from base 1 to 753 and encodes 250 amino acids. Lineage: Eukaryota; Metazoa; Arthropoda; Insecta; Diptera; Culicidae. The record is from RefSeq and is a predicted model, not a curated record. The transcript is spliced from 4 exons.
AUGCGCAUCAUAUUUCUAUAUCUGCUGUUUGACAUAUUCCCAUUCAAACGAAAACAAAUUCUCGAACACGUCACCGGUGCACAAAGCUCCCAAGUCGUACAGGAUGUGGAGCAGAUAUUUACAGACACUGACCUGUUACAAUAUAACGGGAAAGAAAGCGAAUAUCUGUACCUUGUAAUUUUGGGGCACGUUUACGAUGUCACAAAAGGUCUCAAACAUUACGGCCUUGGUCAGGCCUACCACAUGUUCAUUGGCCACGAUGCGUCCAGAUCUUUUGUAACAGGAGAGUUUGAUAAAUACAGCGAUGAAUUGAGCGAUGUUUCCUCGUUAACGGAUGCUGAACUGCAGCAGCUGCUUACAUGGAAAGAGUUUUACGACAAAACCUACGAUUAUGUUGGUAAAGCUGUUGGACGAUACUUUGACGACGAAGGCCAGCCCACGGCAUACUACAAUCACGUUCUAACUCGAGCAUCUAAAGCGGAACAGUCUAAAGACGUGCCCAAGUUCCCGUCUUGUAACGUAGAAUGGAAACCAGAGACGGGAACCCGUGUCUGGUGUACGAAUCGCAGUGGAAACGGUCAGGAACGAUCGUGGGUUGGACGACCAAGAAAAAUUGUGCCCGAUGACAGCGUCGAUGGGCAGAAUACUCAAUUUUGUGCAUGUGUACCGGAAAAGGUGUCUGAUGAGCAAUAUGUACCAUUCCCUGGUUGUGAUGAGAACGCAGAAUCAUGCGUCGUACCAGAUCAAAAUUAAAAGGCUUUAAUUUUAAGGAAUAAUUUAAUAAA